This is a messenger RNA of Diachasma alloeum, 942 nucleotides long. Its product is annotated as lachesin. Gene Ontology annotation, cellular component: neuron projection membrane. The transcript has 5 exons. NCBI's taxonomy places the organism in Eukaryota, Metazoa, Arthropoda, Insecta, Hymenoptera, Braconidae. The coding region runs from base 1 to 942 and encodes 313 amino acids. The record is from RefSeq and is a predicted model, not a curated record. Gene Ontology annotation, biological process: synapse organization.
AUGGUCCUCGUCGUUACCAUGAGGACACCCUCCUACGUCAACUAUUACGUUUUGUGUCUUGUCUGUUGGAUUCUCCUUGGAAUAACCGGGGUGAGCACAAGAUCGCAUUCCCUAGUGCGAAGAUUCGGCGGCAUAUACCCGGGGCCCUAUUUCGACGAGAAUAGCCCGAAGAAUUGCACCGCUCAAUUGGGAACAAACGCCUUCUUGCCCUGCAAAGUCCGCCAGCUGGGAAACAAGUCGGUAUCAUGGAUCCGACGUAGAGACGCCCACAUUCUGUCAGUAGACAGGAUAAUGUUCAUCGCCGAUGAGAGAUUUCAGACGAUAUACGUCGACGGAUCGGAUACGUGGACACUACAGAUCAAAUAUGUACAGGCGAGAGACGAGGGAGAGUACGAGUGUCAGAUAUCCACCGAACAGAAGAUGAGCCAUGUCGUGUAUCUCAGUGUCAUCGUGCCAAAAAUUGAAAUAUUGGGUGACCGUGAGAGAUUCGUGAGGACUGGGAGCACAGUAGUACUCCACUGUGUGAUAAAUCAGUCUGUCGAGGCACCGUCCUACGUGUUCUGGUAUCACCGGGGCAAAAGGCUCCUGAAUGAUCCGUAUGGUAAACUAGUCAUUCAUCAGCCAACGCCUACCGAGAACGGCUAUGACAGUCAGCUCGUUAUACACAAUGCGAGACUCGAGGACACGGGAAAUUAUACCUGCAGUCCGAGUAAUCUCGACAGUGCCAGUAUCAUCCUUCAUGUUCUCAACGGUGAGCAUCCUGCAGCGAUCCAGAGAGGCAUAAGUGCAGCGCCAGGUGGUUGUCGUGCCCUUUGGUGGCUAGCAGGAUCCGUGAGUCUCUCCUCAAACCAGGGCAGACGGCUCUUUGUUCUCCUCGUUCUCCUAUCAUUGGCCCUUUUCACUUAUCAGAGAUCAAUCCGGCUCGCCUAUACCACACGAUAA